UCAAACUGUAAUAACUUGCAAUAAUUUCUUAGUAACAUUUAGAAGAGCGUGGACAUACAUUGUAUAACACAUUUCAAAAUGGCGGUCUAUAAUGUAGGAGUACUUGCAGUAUUUUUGGCUGCUAUGACUACUGCACAGAAUUUAAAUCAGCUUAGUAAAAAAGUGAAUUUACUUGAAGCAAAAGUUGAUUACGAAAUGCUGAACCUGAAGCAAGAUAUUGAGACCGUUGUGGCAAACGUGAGUGCCAUGAUGUCAGGCGACUUUUGUGGCAUAUGUGUUAAUAACACUAAUACAGUUUUAACCAAAUCUGAUGCACACAAUAGCCAAGGGGGACUCACAAGACGGGAAAAAAGUGACACAAGUCAAGGUUUCAAAUUACAAAUUCGACAGGCCUUUGCUAAAGAGAAACUUUUCCUGGGUGAGUUUAAUACGGAUAUAACGGAGAAGACAACACGAAUGGAAACUAAAAUGGACGACUUCAACAAACUACUCAGAGAAAGCGAUUCGAAACAAGAGCAUAUGCUUGAACAAAUGGACGACUUCAACAAACUACUCAGUGAAAUCGAUUCGAAACAAGAGCAUAUGCUUGAACGCGCUGCACACUUUUCUGAAGGAGUUGAUGCACUGAAUGCUUCAUUAAAUGAGUCAAACGAAAAUACCGCACAUCUAGAGACAGAAGUGACCAAAAUGAAAAACGAAAUUGUUAAAUUGGUUGGCACGUUUAAAGACCACCAAAACACCCUUACUAGUAUGUACCAAAAUUACGAAAGUAUGAAGUCAGAUGUAAAUUAUCUAAAAACAGAAUUUAGCGUAACUAGCGACAGCGUCAGGAAAAUACUUGCUAAAGGACGCACUGUUUGUUCCAACCUAAAUGGUAAAACACUGAAUAAAAAGUGUUACGUAAAGCUUGAUCGAAAAUAUAAUUUUGAAAAAGCUGCCAAGAAAUGUUCAGAACUGAUUCCGUGGGGUCACUCAAAGUUGGUGGAGAUCGAAUCUAAAGAAGAGAACGAUUUUGUUGCUAGAAACUUCGUAAACGAGUGGAAAUGGUUGGGCGGAUCUGACAAGAACUCUGAAGGAACCUGGUACUGGAUUUCUGAUGAGCGUGUUUGGACGAGGAGAGAUUUCAAAGGUUGGGACAAGGGUGAACCAAAUGACAAUAAUAACGGCGAAGACUGUUUACACACACAUGCUAACGGAGCGUGGAACGAUGUACAAUGUCAUUUCGAGCUGAUGGUUGUUUGUGAAUUUAAAUUAGAUUGGAUCUGAUUGAAUUGGAACUUAAUGAUACAAUAUCAGUGAUUAAGUAUUGACUUGCUGUGUUAGAGCAUGACAUUUGUAAGUUAUCAUUGUCAGCAUAAUCAUGUUUAAUGUUAUUGCGUAGUGAGUGUAUAUAAUAUGACGGAACGAUGAACACUCUCGCAUUGAGAAGAAGGUUGAUACAGUAGCAGCGAUUUAGUAUUGACUUGCUGUGUUAGAGCAUGGCAUUUGUAAGUUAUCACUGUCAGCAUAAACAUGUUCAUGUUAUUGCUCAGUGAGUGUAUAUAAUAUGACGAAUCAAUAUUGCUUUUCGCAUAUUCUCAUUUUAUUCUGAAGUGUUGCAUGCUUUUGCCUUGGCUGAUAACGCAUAAAAUAUGAUACUGAUUGUUUAAGCAAGCCAGCAGGGUAGCUACACCGAAUCAGAGGUUAAUGCCUGUCCAUAUCAUGGGGAAACAGUUAUCCUUGUAGGCAAUGCAUUUUGAUGUAUAAAUUUACAAAUUCUCAAUUACCAAAUAAAGCUCUUGCAAAUGCUACAACUGUAAGAUAAAGUCACUAGGAAUAUAUGGUUAAUAGAACUACCAGAUAAUGUAAGCUAAUUCUUGAAUUGUUGCCAAAAGACACAGAGGUUGUCGAACGGAUUGCUAACAAGCAGCGACCAUUGAAGCAAACAGUGAGAACAUACCAGCUACUUUAAAUGGGUACGAGCUUUACUUCGUAUGAAAUAACCAUGGCUGUUUUUAUGCAGUUAUAGCCACAAGAAUAAUGCAUCGAUUUUAAAUAUUUAAACAACAUUCAUUUAAAGAGAUUCAUGCACGAUCAUCCAAGCUUCAGUGUACUAUUCUAAAAUAUCAAUUCCAUAAUGGGUUACUUGUUAUGCAUAGUUACCCCUUAAUGUUCUGGUUCCAUUAAAAAAUAUUUGUGGUUAAAAAAAAUAUUUAAGAUAUACGAAAUUGCUUUUAAACAUUUAAAAAUAGGCUCAUUCCGUUCAUUUUCUGUUGAAAUAUACGAUUACCGUAGAACGAAAUAAUGUACCUCAUAAUGUUUAUAGGCAAUGCAAAUAGUGUUGUCAUUUUAAAAUUAACAUAAUAGAAAAGGUAUCGGAGACAAACGCUUGUCGAAAAAACUUAAUUCAGUCAUUCUAAAGCUAUAACUGCGAGAAUAAGGUCGUUUUAUUGGUGAUAAACUAGUUAGAAACGCUCUGUAUCACAGUUCCUUUUAAAGACCAGCCAGAUCCGCCCAUGCAUCACUGGAUUAUUGGUCUUGGAACUGUCAAUAUUGCUACAAUACGGCUUGUGAACACAAUACGAGAUUUCAUUGAUCAUCCGAUGUUAUUUCAAUUUUACACUUUAUCAAAUUUCCCUUCGAAAACCAGCCAGAUCCUUCCAUGCAUGACUGGGUUAUGGCCCCUUGAAAUUGGCCAGACUGCUGUAAUUUAGCUUGUAAAGAGAAUAGAGCUUUCAGUUAAUAUUUGAUCUUCACCAAACUUGGAAAGAAGUUGGAUAGCUAUAAUGCCUCGGUUCUUUUCCAAGAACAGCCAGAUCUGCCCAUGCAUGACUGUAUUCAUUCUCAUACAUCAGAGGUUUGAUUAUGAUUGUGCGCAUAACAUGACUGCUCUAGUGUACGAGAAUGGACUGAAUAAUGGUCCUUGAAAUUGGCAGCAUUGCUACAAUCUAUAGAGACUCCAUAUUCGCAUUGCAUAUUAUUUGUAACAGAACUGUUAUGGCGGCGCUUAUUAACUAACACAAAGUAUUCGAAGUGAACUAUUACCUAUUCGCACAUGGCCUGGAUAGAAAAUUACAAAAAACCCAUGUCAGUUGAGCACAGGCAAUCAUGGACUUCUUGUUUUAAAAAUUGAAGGGCCAUAAUUCAGGAGUUAGUAGUGCUAUCUGGCUGUUCAUCAACCUCAGUUGGAUUUGUAACUAAGUUCGUUACAGAUCAAAAAACAAAUUGUUAAGUUUGAGAGCAAACAAGAAAGUGCUACCCUUGGGGAACGGUGUCAGGACAUUACGGACCAUGGGCAUUACGGACCAUAUUUGGGGACAUUACGGACCAUAUUUGGGGACAUUACGGACCAUAUUUGGGGACAUUGCGGACCAAGAUUUAUAAUUUUACUUAAGCUGUUUUAACUUCAUAACGUACCAUAUUUGGGGACAUUACGGACCAUGGUUUAUUAUUUUACUUCCAGUUUGUUUUAACUUUAUAACAGACAUAACGGACCAUGUAUGUGUGUGAAUCAUGUGUAUAUUUAUGUUUUCAUAUAUGUGCUCGAUUGUUUUCUGAAAUAAACUUUGGAAUGUC
Messenger RNA from Mya arenaria, 3555 nucleotides. Its product is annotated as low affinity immunoglobulin epsilon Fc receptor-like. The transcript has a single exon. Bases 79 to 1266 code for a protein of 395 amino acids. Lineage: Eukaryota; Metazoa; Mollusca; Bivalvia; Myida; Myidae. The record is from RefSeq and is a predicted model, not a curated record.